GUAUUAUAAUUUCAUUUAAGGAGGCGCCUGGGACCACCGGCUAGUGUUGCUACGUGUUCCGAGCGGCCCGCGGCUCUGUGGAGAUGGCCUGCGCCGCUGCGCGGACCCCGGCCGACCAAGACAGGUUUAUUUGUAUCUACCCCGCUUAUUUGAAUAAUAAGAAAACCAUCGCGGAGGGGAGGCGGAUCCCGAUAAGUAAGGCUGUUGAAAAUCCUACAGCUACAGAAAUUCAAGACGUAUGCACAGCAGUCGGACUUAAUGCAUUUAUUGAGAAAAAUAAAAUGUACUCUAGAGAAUGGAAUCGUGAUGUUCAAUACAGAGGCAGGGUCCGAGUCCAGCUCAAGCAGGAGGAUGGCAGCCUCUGCCUGGGACAGUUCCCUUCACGUAAGUCGGUAAUGUUGUAUGCAGCAGAAAUGAUACCUAAGCUAAAAACAAGGACACAGAAAACCGGAGGUGGUGACCCAAAUCUUCAGCAAGGAGAGGGAAGUAAGAAAGGAAAAGGGAAGAAGAAGAAAUGAUCCACGGUGCGCAUCAAGGAUGCAACCCCUCUGCAGGACGCAGUGGAGGCGUUUUUGUCGCUGAGGGCAAAGCUUGUCAUUUGCAUCAAUCACCUAACUACAGACUUCUGUGCCUGCCGUGUUCAUCAUCGGAGCUGACUAUGACAUGAGUCCAUCACAGUACAACACAGUGGAAUUACAUCUAGCUUUUAUGCAGUAUAAAAGAAAAAAAUUGCUUUCAAUGAAGUGUUUGUGGAAAAAAUAUUUUGAAAUGGAUAGUGGGCUAUGCCAGAAGUUAAUGGAUAUCUGUAUCUGUCCUCUGUGUAAGCAUGUAUUUCAGAUAAAUAAGUUUAGUAAGAUUUGAAAUACACAUUUUGUUCGCCUUUUAAGUUAAUUAAAUUUUUUAAACUGCAAAAAAAAAAAAAA
Chinchilla lanigera (long-tailed chinchilla) is the source of this 923-nucleotide messenger RNA. Its product is annotated as signal recognition particle 19 kDa protein-like. NCBI's taxonomy places the organism in Eukaryota, Metazoa, Chordata, Mammalia, Rodentia, Chinchillidae. The record is from RefSeq and is a predicted model, not a curated record. Gene Ontology annotation, biological process: SRP-dependent cotranslational protein targeting to membrane; SRP-dependent cotranslational protein targeting to membrane, signal sequence recognition. Gene Ontology annotation, cellular component: signal recognition particle, endoplasmic reticulum targeting. Gene Ontology annotation, molecular function: 7S RNA binding.